CGCUCCUCCUCCCUCGCUGCGAUUGGUCGGCAUCGAGUGACGUGGAAGGCGGAGCCGCGUGCGCAGGGAGCGCAGCUGCGCCUGACCUUGCUCGCUGCUGCCAGACACACCGCGCCGAGAAGACAUGUCUGCGGCGGCCCCUGGGCUCCGCUGGUCCAAAGAGCACCUGCUCGUGGCGGUGCCGGUGGCGGUGGUCGCAGCAGCAGGUGGCUUCCUCCUGGGUCGGUACCUGAGUGGGCGGAGCUGCCAGAAGGGCCUGGUCAACCAGUGCGUCAACAAAGACAGUCCCAAAGUGGUGCACAGCUUCGACAUGGAGGACAUCGGCACCAAGGCGGUGUACUGCCGCUGCUGGAAGUCCAAGAAGUUCCCCUUCUGUGACGGCGCCCACGCCAAACACAACGAGGAGACCGGGGACAACGUGGGGCCCCUCAUCAUCAAGAAGAAAGACGCCUAAGGUCGGAGCGGAGCAGAGCCGUGUCCGUGCUGCCGCCGCCGCAGUGUUCCGCUGUAACGCCGCCGCAUCGGACUGUGAGCCAGGCACGCUGGAGCCUGACUGGCCUCCACCGUCAUGUGCUCAGCUUCUCAUGUUCUCCGCUGAAAUGUCCUCCAGUAUGAAAUGUUGACAAUGGAACAGAAUGAUGCCAAAGGUGUGAGCUGGUCUUGGGACGAUUGUCUGUCUUCAACUGUGAGAGGCUGCUGUGUUUUGGUUUCCUAAUGCUCUGACUCUUCAUCUGUAAAUAAAGUUGGGAGCCUGGAUUGUA
Molecule: messenger RNA, 761 nt
Organism: Synchiropus splendidus (mandarinfish)
Lineage: Eukaryota; Metazoa; Chordata; Actinopteri; Syngnathiformes; Callionymidae
Exons: 3
Coding region: 125-454 (109 amino acids)
Biological process (GO): regulation of autophagy
Cellular component (GO): mitochondrial outer membrane; intracellular membrane-bounded organelle
Molecular function (GO): 2 iron, 2 sulfur cluster binding
Source: RefSeq, a predicted model, not a curated record